AUGCGAUCCACUUCCAGCGAUAAAGUAACCAAAUUUGGUAUCCGCACGAUCACCUGCCCGGGUGAGUUCCACACACCCGAUGCUGUCAGCCUGCUCCUAGGGGCGGUGGGUCGGGAUCUGUUCCGGGCGGACAUCACCUGGAGCAAGGUGAUCUCGCUGUUUGCCAUUGCCGGCGGCCUGUCGGUGUACUGUGUGCGGCAGGGGCAUCCCGAGUACCUGCCCAAGCUGAUGGAGAGCGUCUCGGAGGUGAUUGAGGAUGAGCUGGUGCCCUGGAUCAAUGAGAACGGUGGCUGGAGCGGCAUCAAUACCCAUGUUCUGCCCACGACCAACAGCUUGAAUCCGCUCGAGUGGACGACGCUGGUGAUAGGUGUGGUUUUUGGCCUAAUUCUGCUUUUUAUGUUCUUACGUUUUAUAGUAAGCACGAUAAUACCGAAAAUAUAUCAACGAUUUACGAACUGAA
Drosophila miranda is the source of this 460-nucleotide messenger RNA. RefSeq names its product bcl-2-related ovarian killer protein-like. The coding region runs from base 1 to 459 and encodes 152 amino acids. Gene Ontology annotation, cellular component: mitochondrial outer membrane. Gene Ontology annotation, molecular function: protein homodimerization activity; protein heterodimerization activity. The transcript is spliced from 3 exons. Gene Ontology annotation, biological process: regulation of apoptotic process; intrinsic apoptotic signaling pathway in response to DNA damage; extrinsic apoptotic signaling pathway in absence of ligand. The record is from RefSeq and is a predicted model, not a curated record. NCBI's taxonomy places the organism in Eukaryota, Metazoa, Arthropoda, Insecta, Diptera, Drosophilidae.